GUUCAAAUCCGGCUCGCGUCGUUUUUUUGGUGAUUCUGGGAAUUGACAACUCCAAUCAGCUGAUUUCAGCUCCAGCUUGCAUCUCUGUGCAUUAUCUGGGUCCAGAGCGGGCGGUCAUCGUGGAUAACUUGUGUCCGGGUGCUUGUGUGCUGUGUGCCUACCAGCCUACAGGGGCUGCCAGGCAACAACGCCUUAGCGCCAGAAUCUCCCCCAAAACGCUCUCGCUGCAUCCACACGCGGAUGGCAUCACGUUGUACCAUUUCACGAAUAUAUUUUUAUAAAAACGAGCCCUUGAAACCUCCUGCAUGAUGGGAUCCUGUGCAUUCUUCAUACUCCACAUUUUGCCGCCAUGAAGACCCAACGCGAUGAGAAGACUAUUGAUCUUGCUCAACUCUUGCUUGACUUGGAUUUCGGAGCUCAGGUCAACGUCAAGGGCGUCGAUAGUGACUUCCACGUCAGUGUCUUUAUCGAGGUUGACGAAAAUGGCAUUCGUGUCCGCAUGAUUGACAACCAGGGGAACGUUAGGGUGCCGCCAUGCAAAACUACAUACCCAUUCUCAAAGAGACUACGAUGGACUCGCAAACGUCAAAAUGAUGACAUCCAGCGGCAAAUGCGGUCUCUGGACCCUCGAGGCUUGCUAUUUUUCCAUUUCAUUCGAUCUCUCACGCUGCAAAACGACGCCUUUACUGGCGAACGAGGGGAGACAAAGCAGUGGUUGAGAAGGGUUAGUUGGCGCCCUGUAGAAGAUGAGAGUCAUUGUGUCGAGCUACGCAGUGCCACCCAGGUCGUCCGUCAUGCUGGCAAGGGCAAAGGGGGCCACGCCGAAAGCCCACAAACUUCCGAAAACACAACCCGGUUUCAUAUGAUAAAAAAAUCUAUCUUGGAUAGCGGCGCCCGUAACUGCCUUGUUAUGGCCUUUCCAGUUUGUCAGCAUGGGGUUGGUCCGUGGACAAAGGAUGAAGACAGCUUCUCCUAUGCUUACAGGAAACUCAGUCCGUUCAAGUUUCUCAUACAUGCAGACAGAUGGGGUGUACCUGACCACACAAAACCCCACCGACGAAUACACCAAGACCAUAAGAUGACCGACUUCCACACCCGGGCCAUGGCCAAAUGUUUCAAGGACUUGUCCGAGAUUCCUUCGCUUCGAUAUACCUGGAUCCAGUUCCUCCCGUCCAUGGAUCUUCUCAAAAGUUAUGAUGCACGGCAGGGGAAUGGGAUCUGCAGAGACGGUGGAGUCUGCGCGACACUGCCUCGUUGGCUUUCCGUCCUCCCUGUCCUCGAAACCGAAGAUGACCCUGACCGACAGGAGCUCCACGCCAUGAGCGACCUUCGCCUUGCUCUCGCUGAGGGUCCCAAUCCCGAGAACGAAACCUCAGUCCCGGAUGUCUUGAACGGACCCCUCACAUUCCCCAAGCCUUCUGCUCGGCUUCCAAGCUCUUGCAUAACAAGGCGUCAGAGCGGCAAUCUUGCCGCCAGUCUCAACACCACACCGACACUCGCGUCUCUGUCCUUAUCCUCAAAAUACCGCCGAAGUGACCUAGAAGUCGUGCUAAGCGACUACGCCCUCAACCUCUUCCCAACAGAAGCAGCUAUCACCAACAUCCUUGAGUCUCUUGUCAAAGAAAGCAAAACCGCAGCCUGGUACUCGAGAUUCUUUUUCCUCCGCCCCCAAAACGAAGCCUGGCACUCUCGAACCUCUCGGUUUCUGUUGUUAGCAUACACAAAAACGCUUGAGCGUUCUCGCUUUGAAGCCGGACAUCACGAUGAGUGGAGGAGGCUUGUCAAGUCUAUACACUUUAUCCCGCUUAACUCGGGAAAGCUGCAGUCGGUAGAGGAGAAUAUGCAUGUUGGGUUGUAUGCACCUGAGGAUAAAAGGGGGAGGCGGUUAGUGGAGUUUGGGGGUGAUUGGACGAAGCUGGAGAUCCCAGUGGUAGCGCUUGGUGCGUGGAAUAAUCCAGAGUGUAGGGAGUUGAUUGAGAAGGUGAGGUAUGUUGCUAGGAAAUAGACGUGAGGAGAAGGUGGAGCAGUUGGUAGACGUGUAUGUAUAGGGAAGUGAUCCUGCAAGGAUUGCAGCCACGUACCUUUUGUCCAGGAUGCCUGUUGACACUGAGGACUGGGGAUUGACCCACUUUUCAGGGGGUUUGUUUACACUUGUAUAAAUCAUCAAUCAUGACGCCAAGAUGCGAUUCAAGGGCGGUCUGGGGGUGUUUGAGAUGAUUGGAUGCUUUUAUAUCUUCAGCGGAAAGGUAAACUGUCUUUCUCUUUUGGACUUCGUGAGAUAAGGCGCAUGGCACAAUGUAUGUAGGUAAGCCAUAUUGAUCACAAGUGAAGACGGAAGACAGAGAGAUAUGAACAAACAUGCCUACCCAUGGUACAACUAAGGGGCUGAAUAGCUCCCAAAGUGAAA
This is a messenger RNA of Podospora bellae-mahoneyi, 2407 nucleotides long. RefSeq lists its product as uncharacterized. The transcript is spliced from 3 exons. The record is from RefSeq and is a predicted model, not a curated record. The coding region runs from base 350 to 2005 and encodes 551 amino acids. Lineage: Eukaryota; Fungi; Ascomycota; Sordariomycetes; Sordariales; Podosporaceae.